Molecule: messenger RNA, 897 nt
Organism: Triticum aestivum (bread wheat)
Lineage: Eukaryota; Viridiplantae; Streptophyta; Magnoliopsida; Poales; Poaceae
Product: E3 ubiquitin-protein ligase At4g11680
Exons: 1
Coding region: 206-565 (119 amino acids)
Biological process (GO): ubiquitin-dependent protein catabolic process; protein ubiquitination
Cellular component (GO): plant-type vacuole
Molecular function (GO): ubiquitin protein ligase activity
Source: RefSeq, a predicted model, not a curated record
ACCAUCACAUUGAAGACAAGUUGUAGGACCUGCGAUGCUAUUACCUUUAAAAGCACGGCUAAGUCCACAUAGAAUCGCAUGCGAAGAAAGACGACUAUGAGCGCGCCAUUUCAUCUAGUUCCCGUUAUCCUAUGGUCUACCGUCCCCUUCUUGCCAAACACCCUGUCAGGGGUAGUAGAACAACUCCUUAGGGUUCGCAUCCGCCAUGGCGUCCACCUCCCCGGUCGCUCCGGCGACUCCUCGCCGUCCUCGCCCCUCCUCCCCGACCUCCCUCGCGACGGCUAACGGCGUCGGGUGGCUGCCGAGCCUCCGCAGCGCAGCGCGGUUCCUACAACGCAUGGGCAGCCGCCGCCUGAUGCGUGAGCCGUCGAUGGCAGUGCGGGAGACGGCGGCGGAGCACCUCGAGGAGCGCCAGGCUGACUGGGCCUACUCCAAGCCUGUCGUCGUGCUUGACGUGCUCUGGAAUCUCGCUUUCGUCGCUGUGGCAGCAGCCGUUCUCGCCGCCUCCCUCACGGAGCGCCCCGCCGGCCCACUCUGCUUCUUGCUUGCCGGUUACGUGCUGUAGUGUCUCCUUCACUUUCUCUGCGUCGUCGUCGAGUACAGGCGCCGUUGCCGCGCGGGUGGGGCUGGAGUGCAGCAGGAUGAUGCGGGAGAUGGGGAUUUCAAGCUCAGGUUCGUGUUUUGCUCUGUUCCUUCCAAAUACUAAGUGAAUUUGAUUACAUAAAUUAAUUUAUUGUUACAGUAAUAAUAUUGCCACAUCAACUAUCACCAGCUUUAUUCCCUAUUUUUUUAUCUUCAGCUUUAGAUUGUUCUGUCUGCUCUCAGUUCUUUAUGUGGCCUAGUUGGCACAUUCUAUGUAAUAUUCUUGGAAAUUAUACUUAUUUUGAUUUCUUUUAA